Aspergillus versicolor CBS 583.65 is the source of this 1630-nucleotide messenger RNA. Its product is annotated as Zn(II)2Cys6 transcription factor domain-containing protein. The transcript is spliced from 3 exons. The coding region runs from base 73 to 1572 and encodes 499 amino acids. NCBI's taxonomy places the organism in Eukaryota, Fungi, Ascomycota, Eurotiomycetes, Eurotiales, Aspergillaceae. Gene Ontology annotation, molecular function: DNA-binding transcription factor activity, RNA polymerase II-specific; zinc ion binding. Gene Ontology annotation, biological process: regulation of DNA-templated transcription. The record is from RefSeq and is a predicted model, not a curated record.
CUGUCAUAAGAAGAAUCGUUCUCUUUAAGGGCAGCACAGCAAAAGACAACACAAGUUAUCAUUCCAAAAUUUAUGGCUGGGCCCCCAUAUUCAUCGAUUGGCUGCGUAAGCUGCCGAAGACGCAAAGUGAAAUGUGAUCUCCAAAAGCCGGAAUGUGCCAACUGCAUCAAGAAGGGUAUUUUGUGCUUGGGAUAUGACCCAAACAAGAAUUUUCUUUAUCAUAAGUUGCGCCCCGAAAUAACACGCCAUGGUACAGCGAAACGCCCCGUUUGUCAGCUCAUUUGGCAACUGAGACCAUUAUCUCUGCCAUCAAAUUUCAACAUGUGUGCUGAGGUCCGUAAUCAGCUCUUUGGUGCAUUUAUGAGCAGGUUCUUUGCUCCAAACAAGAACGUAAAUGGCAGAGACGACAGCCUCUACCUUCUCAUGGCCCAUUUCCCUACCGUUGCUGGUGAAUCUGAAGUAUUCGAUAGAUCCGCCAUGGCAUUGGUGUGUUCAUUCCUGGCAAACGACUCUAACGAUAGGUACCUGGAACACCAAGGGCUGGAGAUCUAUAAUAGUGCGCUCAAUGCGAUGGUUUGUGGCCUACAACACAAAUCCGGAGUAAGGAUUGAUAUGCUGUAUGCGAGCAUUCUACUCCACACACGUGAGACUCUUUAUAGUAGCGACCACGCGCUUCAAUGUUUAUUCACCCACGUAAAAGGCGGAUCGGCACUUUUGAAGCAACACAGUCAUACUGACCUUGAUAACAUUGCAUCUUCCAUACUCAAAAGGCAAAAAUGGACGAUAGUAAGUACAAAAAAGAUUCAGAUUAGAAGCAUUCCUAACUUCUUCCCGGCAUAUUGCAUUCUCAAUACAAACUACGGAUCAGAAGAAGACUGGGAGUGUCUAAGUAAAGGCAGGACUGCAAGUCCUCUUGAUGAAAUUUUCGGACUGAUUGCGGACUGCGCUUCUCUCCAAAGAGAUCUGGCGGUCUCUUUCUGUCUCCUUAGUCCCACGAGAGAGCUCGCUUUCCAAGGACUACUACAACGUUGUUCCGAGCUUGAGAAGCUCCAAAAAGACUGGUGCUCUCGCAAUAAUAAGGACUUCUUCCCUAGCACCAAUCAUGAAAGUCCGGAAGACGAUCCUGAAUCUUUGAGGAACUUAACAUUAAGCCCACAUGAAUUCGGCAGCCUUGAUAUCGCCAAGACAUACUGUCUAUUUUGGAUAUCGUCAAUUGUGGUGAAACGAGUCAUUUACCAAAUUCAGAAGCAGUUGCCGGGGACUCCGGACCCUAUAUCCAUUUUAUCCUCUGCGCGAGAAAUUUGCAGGACCGUGGCUUUCUGCAUGAAGCCCAGUACACAAAUGUCAGUGGGACACCUAGCGUUAUUCGGAAUAUCGCAGGUAUCUAAAGGAUGCAUCGACUGUGGACACGUGGAAAUGUUCAACUGGUGCCAAUAUAUUUACUCAAUUAUUCAAUCUCGUGGAAUUGGCCUUGCAGGACGUGUGAGUAGGGAAGACUGGGCAUUUUGGCAAUUGGCUGAGAAUCAAACAGCCUUUCAAUCACACAUAAAUGUUAAUAGAGCCUCACUCUAGAUACCUCACUCGCUCACGUUAUUCACUCUCUGAAUCCUUCAUUCCAGUAUGAUGCGUC